Molecule: messenger RNA, 600 nt
Organism: Penicillium bovifimosum
Lineage: Eukaryota; Fungi; Ascomycota; Eurotiomycetes; Eurotiales; Aspergillaceae
Exons: 1
Coding region: 1-600 (199 amino acids)
Source: RefSeq, a predicted model, not a curated record
AUGGAAGGUACCGUCUUGGUUCACCACGGCCCGUACGAGUCCAUCCCGGAGGCUGCUUCACCAGGUCUCAAAUUCCUGCGACGUUUCCUACCAGCGCUCGACUCCUUGAAUCCAGACGUAGACCGCAUUACCCCCUUCUUCACCCCCGGCGCCCCGAUCCUCAUCGGCAGCAGUCCCCCGACGGCUGCAAGCCAGGCAGUUCCCCUGCUUGAAGUACGCAGCCAACAUCUCGCCCAAUUCCAUCACCAUGUCCAUCUAGCUUGGGACAUUGAUCUAGGGAAGGACAAGGGGCCUGUCUACACAUCAUACAGCAGGGCAGCCCCGGACGAGGAAACCGCACAAAGAGGCCAGCUCUAUGCACCGCUAGCCGGGGAAAUCCAAAUGAAGCGCACGGUCAUGUUCGAGGCGACUUCAGAAACGAUCUUCAAAACAGACCCGGAUCAAUUCGCUGUUCGAGUUCGCGAGUUCAACAUUCUUGAUUUGGAGGGGAGCGAGGAGUCGGAUCUGCAGAUUGUUGAGAUGCGGAUAUACUUGGAUCAGAGACCUAUCCAGGCCCACGCGGCAGCUUUAUUUGGAAUUUCGGCUUAUGCUGGAUCGUAA